Molecule: messenger RNA, 402 nt
Organism: Penicillium olsonii
Lineage: Eukaryota; Fungi; Ascomycota; Eurotiomycetes; Eurotiales; Aspergillaceae
Source: the annotation of a GenBank genome assembly
AUGAAGAACAAGAAGACUAACGGAUCCGUUUUUUCGUCGAACAGUGGCGCCGUGCUGAACUGCUGCGAUAACUCCGGUGCUCGCAACCUGUACAUCAUCUCCGUCAAGGGUAUCGGUGCCCGCCUGAACCGUCUCCCCGCUGCCGGUGUCGGAGACAUGGUCAUGGCCACCGUCAAGAAGGGAAAGCCCGAGCUCCGCAAGAAGGUUAUGCCCGCUGUCGUUGUCCGCCAGAGCAAGCCCUGGCGCCGCCCCGACGGUAUCUACCUGUACUUCGAGGACAACGCAGGUGUUAUCGUCAACGCCAAGGGUGAGAUGAAGGGUUCCGCCAUCACUGGUCCCGUCGGAAAGGAGGCUGCUGAGCUUUGGCCCCGUAUUGCCUCCAACUCCGGUGUCGUUAUGUAA